GAUUCCGAUUGGGCGUUUAUCCACCGAAAAUGGUGCUGUACAAAUUCCUAACCACACUUCGUUUUUAAAAUAUAGCAAUUUUAAUUUUUCCAAGAAGAUACAAAAAUGAAUAUAUCCAAACGUAUGAAACAACUGAUGUGCAUUUCUAAACGGUCCAGAAAUUUCUGUUCUUCAAACCAGUGGAAUAACGAUAUCAACAAAAUAAGGAAUAUUGGAAUUUUAGCACACAUUGACGCUGGUAAAACUACAACAACAGAACGAAUGUUGUAUUAUUCUGGUAAAAUUCAUCACAUGGGUGAGGUGCAUCAUGGAAAUACAGUAACAGACUAUAUGACACAGGAACGAGAGCGUGGUAUAACUAUUAAGUCGGCCGCUGUUACAUUUAAAUGGAAAGGUCAUCAGUUUAAUCUUAUCGACACUCCUGGACAUAUUGAUUUUACCAUGGAAGUAGAAGAAACCUUAAGUGUGCUAGACAGUGCUAUUGUCAUAUUGGAUGCAUCAGCAGGUGUAGAAGCUCAAACUGUCACAGUGUGGAGGCAGGCUGACCGAUACAAAAUCCCUCGGUUGGUUUACAUCAAUAAAAUGGAUCGAGCUGAUGCCAAUUUAGAAUCAUGUUGCACAUCUAUCGAAAAGAAGUUUGGAAGCCCAACUUUAUGCCUUCAAUUACCACUUAUGGAAAAUGGGAAAUUUGUAGGUUUAAUCGAUAUCUUGACUUUGGAGAAGUUGGUACCUAGUAAGGAGAAGCUUACAAGGACCUUAUUAAUUGAGCAGGAGGAUUUACGCAAUUGGACAGCUGCAAAAAAUGCGCGAAGUGUUUUAGUUGAUAGGCUUACAGAUCUCGAUGAUAAUUUUGCUAAUUUGGUUAUAAGUGCAGAUUCAAUUGAUCAUAUUCAAACCACAGAAAUUUCAAAGACAUUAUGGAAAAUUACUGCAAAACAGGAUGCCACACCUGUACUAUGCGGUAGCUCUUAUAAGAACAUCGGGGUCGAACCACUGAUGGAUGCUGUUAUUCUGUAUUUAACAUCUCCAAAGGAUGGAAACAACAUUUAUAGCUGUUUUAAGAAUUCUCUAUGUGCACGUGCUUUCAAAAUAAUUCACGAUAAGCAACGAGGACCGUUGGUUUUUUUGAGAAUUUACUGUGGGGAAUUUAAGCAAGGCCAGAAGAUCUAUAACAUUACAAAGGACUGUACAGAACAUAGUGGACGUUUAUAUAUUGCGUACGCCGAUGAAUUUCAAGAAAUUGGCAGUAUGCAAAACGGGAAUAUUGCUGUGGUUAGUGGAUUGAAGGUAACAACAGUAGGGGAUUUAAUAUCCCAAUCAGCGCCGUCCGCCCAAAGGGCAAAGGAUGAGGUAAUUUCAUCAACCAAAGAUAAUGAGCUUGUCGACAGAAUUUUUGGGACUGGCACAAAAAUUCCAGAACCUGUAUUCUUUUGUUCUAUUGAACCACCCAGUCUUGCUUACGAAAAACAAUUAGACCAAGCCCUUUCUGAAUUGCAACGAGAAGACCCAAGCCUGAAAGUUACUCACGAACCAGAAACAGGUCAAACUGUCUUGGCAGGAAUGGGCGAACUUCAUUUAGAAAUAAUUAAAGAUAGAAUUUUGAAAGAGUAUAAGAUUAAUGCAGAAUUGGGCGCUCUGCAAAUAGCCUAUUGCGAAACGCCAACUAACUCAGUCUCUCAUGAAAUUACAAAUGAGGUCAGGGUAGGCUCUACAAAGCAUCUCGUAACUGUAUCUCUUUCGAUUGUGCCCAAAUCAGUUGAUGAGGAAAAGGAAGUGCUUAAAUUGGACAGAUCUUCAGAGGCAGCCAGUAAUUUAGCAAACAUACAUCAUAGGACAUUACAGGCGAUUAAACAAGGAAUCAAGGUCGCUUUGACUCAUGGUCCGAGGAUAAACUGUAAGGUUAUAAAUGCUCAAGUUGUGUUACACAAGCUCGAAAUCGGAAGGGGGACUUCUGAAACUAUGGUUUCUGCUACUGUUACGCAAUGCUUGCAGAAGAUGUUGAAAGAAGCGGGAACAACUAUCUUGGAACCAAUUAUGUUUUUAGAAAUAGUAAGCACAGAAGAGUCAAUUUCAACAAUUUUAGCCGAUUUGGGUCGAAGACGAGCGAGUAUACUGAAUGUAACUGUCAGAGGAAUUGGAAAGAUUAUUACCUGCGAGGCACCCUUGUCAGAACUAUUGGGAUAUUCGACCGUUUUAAGAACAAUUACCUCUGGAACGGCAUCAUUCUCAAUGGAAUUUUCAGAAUAUAGAGCAAUGUCGGCUGUGAAUGAAAUGAAGGCAAUAGAAAAUGUUAGAGGAUUUUAGUAGUCAUUCCGUUAUAUUUGAUACAUAAACAGAAAAUUAAAUAUGAAGUUUUGGGCAAA
Molecule: messenger RNA, 2363 nt
Organism: Photinus pyralis (common eastern firefly)
Lineage: Eukaryota; Metazoa; Arthropoda; Insecta; Coleoptera; Lampyridae
Gene: mRRF2
Product: ribosome-releasing factor 2, mitochondrial
Exons: 10
Coding region: 106-2304 (732 amino acids)
Biological process (GO): mitochondrial translation; ribosome disassembly
Cellular component (GO): mitochondrion
Molecular function (GO): GTPase activity; translation elongation factor activity; GTP binding
Source: RefSeq, a predicted model, not a curated record